GAGAGUGGAGGGCUGCUGCUGGGCCCUCCUCAGCCUAAAGUAGGUCCUGCAGCUGGGAUACACACUCUGCGACAUCGGCCUGUUUCACAACUGCACAACCGGGACUAGUAGCAGGCCGGUUCUGGACUGACAGAUCCGCGUCAGAUCCUGCUGAUCUCUAGAGAAGCCGCAUUGCUGGACAAGACCGACAACGAAGAAGUGUGUCGUUAUGAGCUCAUGAAACGCAACAGGAGAUCGAGAGAGGAAGAGAGGAUGGCGUAGAUUCAUCUUGAUUAGCUAAAGCUAAGUAAAAUAGGUUCUGACGGAGGAUAUAUAAACAUCAAGCCGUACGGAGGACUACUUGGGAGAAUCAGUGCUCUGUCACAAGAUGUCGAAAAUGCCGGCCAAGAAGAAGAGCUGCUUUCAGAUCACUAGUGUGACUCAGGCCCAGGUGGCAGCUAUAGGAGCCGCCGAUGACACGGAGAGUCUGGACGACCCGGACGAGUCCCGGACGGAAGAUGUGUCGUCGGAGAUAUAUGACAUGUCGCGGGCUGAGUACGAGCCUGCGUGCGACGACAGGAGUUCGUCUGAAGAAGCGUUGAAUAACGUCGGAGAGCCGGAGGCGAGCAGUGUUGUUGUUAUGGCACCGUCACACAUACCUCAUCAAGCUGGUCAGUUGUCAAGCAGCUCCAUGGGGGAGUUUCGAAAGGUGGGAGUGUCUGGCUCAGCUCAAGGUGGUCAGCAGCCAGGUGUACCCCUUAAUACUCAACCUGGGGCCAUGCAGCAGCAGCAGUCUGCUCCAGCAGCCUCAGUAAACACAUCCCAACCUGCUGCACUGACCAGUCCAGCUCCUCCUCCUGCCACCUCCACGGUGGGUUGCACUUCACGCUUCCGGGUCAUCAAACUCGACCAUGGUACCGGAGAACCCUUCCGAAGAGGCCGGUGGACGUGUACAGAGUUCUACGAGAAGGACUCCGAGGGCUCCGCCAUCAGUAGGACUGUAGAUAGCAUUAGGCAUGCCAGUGCAACAACAACAACACUGGACCCUGCUGCGGACAGAGACAGUGGGAUCGGGCACACGGGAGGAUCCGUGGUGGCCCCGGCGACGCACUCGGGUCAGGGCUUGGGUUCUGUGGCGGAUGCUUCUCUGCCUUCGUCCCGCAUGCAUUCGGUGGAGAUGCCUCCGCAGCAGCAGCCGCAGAUCCACCAUCAAAACUACGGUGCCCGGCAACAGGGUGGCAGUGGGUCGGCCACGCAGAGCGCUUUCUCCGGCGGCAAGCCGACGGUGGGAGGUCUGCAGCCUUCUGCGCCCCAGAGCGGGCUGCCCGUCGGACAGAACGGCCUGCCUCAAUCUGUCGUCCACAUACAGAAGUCCCCCAUCAUGCCUCCUUCGGCCCAGCCCGUCGCUUACCCUCCCCAGCAUCAGCAGCAGCAGCAGCAGCAGCUUCCUGUGGGUCACCACCUGACCAGCCAGUCUUCUGGACUUCUACAGAACCAUACGGAGUACUAUCAGCAGCCCUCUUCCAUGCAGCCGGGGCUCUCCACUGGCCAGUCCAGCCUCUCUGCAGGACCACAGCCUGUGGGACAAGGACAUGCUUCGGUGUUGCUUCCAGCCUCCGGAGGAGCUUCUGUGCCAAGUCAAGUUGGAGACGUUGCAGGAGCCGGAGGGGGAUCCGUACCUACCGGACAGCCGACGGUUCCGGGCCUCUUGCAGCAGCAGACCGGAGGAAUGGGAGGCAUCGGAGGCUCCAUGCUGGUCGGUGGAUCCGCUUUGCAGCAGCAGGCUGUGGGUCCGUACGCUGCCGCCGGACAGCCUCAACCCCACGGCCUCCACCCUACAUCCUCCGGUGUACAAAACGUGCCUGCCAUCGCGGCGAGCUCCAGUGUGCCCACCACUGUGCCCGUCGCCGUGCCCAGUGCCUCCAGUGCUGCCAUGCCAAAUGUGACGACCUCCAGUUUGCCUCUAGGUCAGAUACCCCACAGCAGGACUCUAGUGGCUUUGGGGAUGCAGGGCCUCCCAGCAGCUGGAUUUGGACACAUGGAGGGUGGUGGUUUUGGUGGAGGGAAGUUGGAGGGUCUCGUCAACGCACAGUCUCCUGUCGUCUCUGGGAAGGAACCGGUGAAGCCCCUCAUGCCUGAGAGCCUGCAGCUCGCCACUCCCACUGUCAACAGCCUGUUUGGAAUCCACAUACCUGUCGACGUGGAAGGGGACAGGAACCCCUCCAAGGCUUUCUACCAGGCCUUCCAGUCUGGCAGCAGAAUAAGGGACUCAAAGGCCCACAUUGAUAGAGCCUCGGGAACCAAUGUCGCUGCCAUUGAUAAUAAAAUUGAACAGGCAAUGGACCUGGUGAAAAGCCAUCUGAUGUACGCGGUGCGCGAAGAGGUGGAGGUCUUAAAGGAGCAGAUCAAGGAGCUGUUUGAGAGGAACUCUGUGCUGGAAAGGGAGAACGCCGUGUUGAAAUCUCUGGCCAACAGCGAGCAGCUGUCUCAGCUGCCCGCCCAGUCGGCCGCCGGCUCCGGUACCACGCCCCCGCAGCAAGGACUCAGCCAGCCCCAGCAGCCGGCCCAGCCUCCGCCUCAAGCUCAGCCUCAGCCUCCGCCUCAGCCUCAGCCUCAGCCGCAGUCCCACCCCCAGCUCCAGCUCCAGCACCAACCCAAACCCCAGCAGCUCCAGACUCAGCCUCAGCUCGAUCCCAGCCAACAACAAAUGCAACCCAACGUCACCUCCGCUUGAAGUGCAUCUGCCCUGCUCCGCAUAGGGCGGGGGCGGAAAAAAAGAAGAAGAGCAUCUUCUCUACAACUUAUUACAAUUAGUGUAUGUGAAACUAAAAAGAAGAAAAAAAAAAAACUGUCUUCUUAGCCACCAGCUUGACCACAAAGUACAGUGCUUGUGUGUGUGUGUGUCUGGGUGCGUUAGCAAGCAAGUGCGACUGUGAAUCGGUGUUGGAAUGUAAGUGUGUAUGCAUCUGUACUGUGGGCCUUUUCCAGUGUUAAUGCAAUCAUCGCGAGAGAGAGACGGAGAAAGUGUGUAUAGAGACGAGAGGAUCAAGGGGAGGUCGGGGUGUUUGUUUUCAUCUUGGCUGUGUUCCCGGAGUGGUCGACUGCUGGGUCCGAGCUCGCGGACAGGAUGUCUUUUCUUGGACCGCGACCUGACCUGAAACCUGCUCAAACCUGUGGGCGUUGGAAAGGGAGGGCUUCACCUCACAUAAGGGACAAACGGGAGUGAUUGUCAAAAGAGAGCGAUUAUUUUUUUAAAUGAGAUAACUGAGUGGGUAAAGGGGGUAUUUUUAGCCUUGCUGUUUCAUGUUGUAAAGUAAGAAACGGGAGGGAGAGCGAGAAAGAGAGAGAGUCUGUUUUUCGGAGCGCCACACUGCUGCCGUUACUUUUUACAUCAAGUCCAACUCUUGCAUCAGUCUUUUUGAGUUCUACUGUUAAGUGUUUUAUUUAUUACAGGGCUGCUAUUCUCACAAAUGAACAAUUUCACACAACCUGUCAAACAAUA
This is a messenger RNA of Sebastes umbrosus (honeycomb rockfish), 3481 nucleotides long. Its product is annotated as TSC22 domain family protein 1-like. NCBI's taxonomy places the organism in Eukaryota, Metazoa, Chordata, Actinopteri, Perciformes, Sebastidae. Bases 368 to 2713 code for a protein of 781 amino acids. Gene Ontology annotation, biological process: regulation of transcription by RNA polymerase II. The transcript is spliced from 4 exons. The record is from RefSeq and is a predicted model, not a curated record.